This is a messenger RNA of Drosophila rhopaloa, 1206 nucleotides long. RefSeq names its product sepiapterin reductase. Lineage: Eukaryota; Metazoa; Arthropoda; Insecta; Diptera; Drosophilidae. The transcript has a single exon. The coding region runs from base 216 to 1034 and encodes 272 amino acids. Gene Ontology annotation, molecular function: sepiapterin reductase (NADP+) activity. The record is from RefSeq and is a predicted model, not a curated record. Gene Ontology annotation, biological process: tetrahydrobiopterin biosynthetic process.
GAGCGCAUCUAUAUACGGAAUCGGAACCCAGGUUGCUCAGCCGAGUAAAUAUAUACUUGGCCAAUCGGAAGACAGCUUAUCAGGCGAAACAGAGUCCAGCUGGCGAAGCCCGUUGAAAUUUCGGCAACAGUACAGUCGUACAGCUCCAAGUGAUCGCAAGUGUGAAGUUCUUCAGUCGCGCAUAAUCCAGAGAUCCCCUAGAUCCUUUAAAAAUAAUGGCCGCCAAGAGAAUGGACUUAAAUAAGCGCACCUUUUUGGUGCUGAGCGGCAGCUCGAAUCCUUUGGGUCAAUCCCUGGCCCUGGAGUUUUGCCGGCGCCUGGCCACCGGAUCCCUGGCCCUGAUCCUGGACGAGGAUCAGGAGCAGCUGCGGGAACUGGGGGAUCUCCUCCAGCGCGAGCUGAAGACGGAGACCAUCAAAGUGAAGACCGGCAAGUUGAACGAGAACCACUCCAAUGGGGUGCAGCUAAUGGAGCAGGCCCUGAAGCAGCAUUUCAAAGUGGAUGGGGACAACCGAUUCGAGCGAUCCAUAAUCCUGCACAACGAGGGCCUGGCGGCCACCCAUGUGCUCUUGGAACCCCAGAGCACCGAGGAUUGGAAGAGCUAUGUGCAGCAGCAACUGUACGCACCGGUGGCCCUCAGCCAGAGGUGGCUGCAGUCGAAGUAUUUGGAGAAGGUGGAGAAACUGGCGGUGAAUGUGACCUCCUCGCUGAUGGUGCGUCCACUGGUCCAUGCGGGACUGCUCUGCUCCUGCAAGCGGGCCAGGGACAUGUACUUCCGGGCCAUGGCCGCCGAGGAGCAUCGCUUCGGAGUUCACGUGCUCAGCUUCUCACCCGGCCUGAUGGCAACCCACCAGGGACAGUGCGACGAGAACGGCAACCAGAUCACUCCCGCCGACCUGGUCGCCUCGAAGAAGUGGCUCCAGCUGCCCAGGAUCCAGCCAGGCCAGGCCACCCGCAAGCUGAUCAACAUCCUCGAGGAGAUCUCCUUCGUUUCCGGCCAUGACGUCGACUACUACGACACCUUCGUUUUAUGAGUAGCAUCGUGGCGGUGGGCUGCGUCCCUGAUGGACUCGGUUCUGGACUUGGCUCACGAUUUGGACGCUGUUUUUGAUUUGAUUGCCUUGGAAACUAAUAAACUCUGGCUGACGACCCUGAAUUUAAACCUGGAGGUGCACGAAAAGCAAGCACACGAACAGGAAAACGAAA